CUCCACCUUCCCCUUCCCCCCCUCUCUCGCCGCUCGGGGGCGCUCCGCAAGCAUGUCCGACGCCCAUCCCUCCUCCUCGCGCCUCUCCGACGCCCUCUCCUCGUCGGCCUCCUAUCUCAACUCGCUCGCCGCCUACUCGCCCGCGCUGCCCGCGCUGCCCUCGCUGCCCUCGUCUGCCGACUCGACGCGGCACCUGCUCGACGUUGCGCCGCACCUGCUGCGCCCGCGCCUUGUAUCCGCCAUCGCCGCGCUGCCGGCGCCCGGCGACCAGCGCAGCAGCGCCAUCACCGGCUGGGGCGGCCUGCCGCUGGCGCUCAGCCGCCCCAUCUCCCUCGCCCACCCGGCACGCAGCCUGGCGCGCUUCGGCGCCGCAAUCACAAGCGGCGGCGGCCUCUCGGCGGCCGAGCUGCGCGCGCGCGAAGAGAGCGCCGCCAUUCUGCGCGAUGCAGAACUGGCCGCCGCCGCCGCCGCCGCCGCCGCCGCCGCUGCUGCUGCUGGCACGACUGCAGGCGCGGCGAGCAAGGAGGCGAAACGCCUGCAGACGACGACGAACACCACGCAGGAGGAGGAGCAUUCGUCGGAGGAAGAGGCCAUCUCGUUGCUGCGCGGCUACGAGGCCACCCGUCCCGGCUCCCUCACGGGGCGCGCGCGCCGCAGAGAGGCGCGCGGCCUCGCCGUCGCCGCGCCGCGCCUGGGCCUGCGGCGCAUGGGCGAGCAGGCCAGGGGACUGCUCGCGGCCGAGGAGGAGCUGGAGGGAGCACAAGGCAAGGAGGUGGGCAGGAAGACGUCGGGCAAGAUGAGGACAAGGGCGCUCAAGGAGGCUAAACUGUCAGAAGAGGAGCUCAGGCAACAGAAAGAGGAGGUGGGCAGAGAGAAGCUGGACAUUGGUGUUCGCCGCGUGAGUCGGGCGGUGCCCUCUCUCUCUCUCAUAUCCUCCUCUCUCUCCCGCGCGCCCGCCUCUUGUUUCCCCUGCCGCGCUCGGCGCUGCGAGCUGACGCCGGCGCCUCUCACACAAACAGGCACUGCUGCGCAAGGAAAUCGCCGUCAUCGACACGAAGCUCUCCUCGCUGCAGCUGGUGCGGCAGUCGUUGGAGGCGGCGCUGCUGGCGCUGCAGGAGCAAGAGCUGGAGCUCAACGACGAAGGCGCGGGCAUCAGUGAGCUGCUCAGCCUGCAGGCGCACCGCAAAGGCAUGCCCGGCGCCACAGGCUCGGGCGCGAGCAGCAGCGCGACGGCGGCAGGAGAGAGGAAGGGAGGCAGCUCGAGGAGGAG
Molecule: messenger RNA, 1270 nt
Organism: Tilletiopsis washingtonensis
Lineage: Eukaryota; Fungi; Basidiomycota; Exobasidiomycetes; Entylomatales
Exons: 1
Coding region: 53-1159 (368 amino acids)
Source: RefSeq, a predicted model, not a curated record